Messenger RNA from Oncorhynchus kisutch (coho salmon), 2939 nucleotides. RefSeq names its product solute carrier family 25 member 47b (gene slc25a47b). Gene Ontology annotation, molecular function: transmembrane transporter activity. Lineage: Eukaryota; Metazoa; Chordata; Actinopteri; Salmoniformes; Salmonidae. The coding region runs from base 306 to 1706 and encodes 466 amino acids. The record is from RefSeq and is a predicted model, not a curated record. The transcript has 5 exons. Gene Ontology annotation, cellular component: mitochondrion. Gene Ontology annotation, biological process: transmembrane transport.
AUAAUUCAAUGUGACACAAUGCCGGUGUAGCAUUUUGAUGUUUGACAGUAGCUAGCUACCAUAGCUGUGUAGGUCGUCUAUGGUCACGUUAGAUCUCUGUGUAGAAAGCUUUAGUAAACAUUUUCUGAUGCGACGUAUACCUAAUUCACCUGACAGUGAAUCGACGAGGAGAAUCAUAUUAAAUUAUAUUUAGAUCAAAAUUGAAGGUCGUGACUCGUGUUAUCUAGAAAAGCAUCAUAGCUUGGCUAACUAGCUUAGCAGGCAGCCAUCUAAAUGAAUUGAGUUGACCCCCCAAGGAGGAAAAUAUGCAUUUGGCAGAUUUCGUUGCUGGUUCCAUUGGAGGAGCCUUUGGAGUGGCUGUGGGGUAUCCUUUGGACACAGUGAAGGUGAGAAUACAGACACAAAGGAGAUUCACAGGAGUUUGGCAAUGUAUUCAUACUACAUGGAAGACAGAAGGGGUGAAUGGAUUCUACAGGGGCAUGUCCAUGCCAGUCACCACUGUGUCCAUCAGCUCCUCUGUAGUGUUUGGUGUCUACAGGAAUGUCCUGCAGUGUUUACAUCAACUACGAUCCACCUCCACAGGUUUGGAUUUUCUGCCAGCCAAACUGGACUUCUUCUUGUCCGGGUUGUCAGGAGGUGUUGCCCAGGUAUCUGUAAUGGCACCAGCUGACAUAGUAAAAGUACGGAUGCAGUGUCAGAUGGUACACCAAGGCUUGGACGCUCAGCAACCCAAGUAUCGCGGCCCAAUGCACUGUCUGCUGACCAUCGCUCGUGAAGAGGGCUUCCUCGGACUGUACAAGGGAGCUGGUGCCCUCGCCCUGCGAGACGGCCCCUCUUUUGCCACCUACUUCACUAUUUACCACGUUAUCUGUGAGCAGCUAUCUCCACCUGAGAACACCCAGCCAGGUAAACACACAGCACCUGAGAACACCCAGCACCUGGGAACACCCAGCCAGGUAAACACACAGCACCUGGGAACACCCAGCCAGGUAAACACACAGCACCUGGGAACACCCAGCCAGGUAAACACACAGCACCUGGGAACACCCAGCCAGGUAAACACACAGCACCUGGGAACACCCAGCCAGGUAAACACACAGCACCUGGGAACACCCAGCCAGGUAGACACACAGCACCUGAGAACACCCAGCCAGGUAGACACACAGCACCUGAGAACACCCAGCCAGGUAAACACACAGCACCUGAGAACACCCAGCCAGGUAAACACACAGCACCUGAGAAUACCCAUCCAGGUAGACACACAGCACCUGAGAACACCCAGCCAGGUAGACACACAGCACCUGGGAACACCCAGCCAGGUAGACACAAAGCAACUGGGAACACCCAGCCAGGUAAACACACAGCACCUGGGAACACCCAGCCAGGUAAACAUACCUUCACUCUGUAAGAAUCUUCAGAAGCGUAUGCUUCUGUAUCUCGUAUGCUUCUGUCCUCUUAAGUGUACAUGGUUGCUUUUGCAAUUGGUCAUCAUGAUUCAGGAUAAUUUAGUGUUGAUUAUCUGGUGUCUCCCCCCCCCCCCCCCCAGAGUGGAAUGUGGUUCUGCUUGCUGGUGGACUGUCAGGGAUGUGUGGCUGGUGCAUAGGGACACCCAUGGACGUGAUCAAAUCCCGUCUGCAGGUGGACGGUAUGGGCAAGAGGAGAUACACAGGUUUCUUCCACUGCAUCGCACAGAGCAUACGCACUGAGGGGCCGGGUGUUCUCUUCAAAGGCCUGGGCCUCAAUUGCAUACGGGCCUUCCCUGUCAACAUGUCCGUGUUCGCCAUGUACGAGGUGGUUGUGCGCCUCCUCCGACCGAAAACUUGAAUUUAAAGGCUUGGGUUGUUCAAUAGGUGCCGAAUGGACUGAAAUAGGAACUACUGGUCCGAGAACAAAUUUGGACACGGUCUGCACUAAUGAAUCCAACCUUGUCUUUGAAGACUUGGGUGAUGGGAUUCUAUUUUAAUUGUUUCUCAUGCCAUUUUCCAUGACUAGAAUAACACUCAAUCCAUUGUUGUAUCAUUAUCAUUAUUCACCUUUGCCUCAGUUGCUAUGUGAUUUUUAUAUAGUGCCAUACUGCCCUAUAAGGGCAAACUACAAUUCCUCAGUAAGAUUUAUUUGAAAUAUUCCUGCAUAGUAUUUCAAGGGAAAAUAUGAAUUGAAAAUGAAUACUAAGCUAAAACAGUUUUAUGGUUGAGUUCUGAUUGUUUAGCAAUAGGGCCUAAUAGUACUACAGAAACCUACUUCCAUUAUUUUGACUUACCUACUUUUUACACAACAUUCCCUCACUGACCUUAGAACAUAACAGGGGUGUAUUUUACACCGCAGGAUCACUUGAUUUCAAUGGAUAGAACUGAAGCUGACGGACAAUGUGGCUUAGAAAAUAUGAAGUUUUUCCUGAAUACUGUAUUAAUGAAAGUUACUUGUUGAUCCUGCACAAAUAAUUAUCCCACUGUUCAUAUCGCUCCUGUCGGCAGCUCGGAAACAAGCGUCUUUGAAGUAGGGCCACCAUCCAGCAAACUGCAGUAUACUGGGGGUCGGUCAUCAGUAUUUAGGAAUUGAUUAACUUCUGCCACAGGCUUUCACCUCACCUUCAGUAUGAAAGUGAGCAAAGCCCGGGAGCUGAGGCUAGGAAUUUAUCAACUUUGCUCUGUUACUGUAGCCAAGCAGUAUCAAUUAUUUAUCCUUGACUUGGACAGUAUUUAAUGGUACUGUCUAAACUCCCAGUUCUCAAAAUACUGCAAGUCAUUCUCUGUAUACCACAUGUACUGAUGAUCCUGUACGUGUGAUUGUGUUUGAGAAAAAACAAAACUUCAAGUAGCGCAUCUGAUUUUGAUGUGAGUGAAACAUAUAAGGGAGUUUUAACACGCACAAACAUUUCAGCAGUGUAAAGUGAAAAAAUAAAAUAUAUUUAAUGACUGAAUAAAGAUUCACAAGACAGA